Molecule: messenger RNA, 642 nt
Organism: Aspergillus tubingensis
Lineage: Eukaryota; Fungi; Ascomycota; Eurotiomycetes; Eurotiales; Aspergillaceae
Product: SRPBCC domain-containing protein
Exons: 1
Coding region: 1-642 (213 amino acids)
Source: RefSeq, a predicted model, not a curated record
AUGACCGCCCCCACACCCAAGUCGGCGCUCGCAACAAUGCCGACGCCCAAUAUCCCUGCAUCUGAAGCCGUCGGCCACUGCCAGAGCGUCGCAAUAAUCGAUGCUCCACUGCAAGAAGUCUGGGAUACUCUGAUGGACACCUCUACCUUUCCCUCAUGGAACAGGUUCGUCCCUGCCGUGACUAUCCGAGAGCAGCCCGGAUGCGAAGGGGGCGAUCUCUCCUCCGUUCUCCAGGCCGGGACGAAGAUGACUUAUCACGUGAACAUGAAGCCGACCAGCUCGUCCCAGCCACAGCGUGCACAGGCGAGCAAUGAUACUCCAUUGGUCGUGACGGAGUAUGAUCCGCCCAGCGAGAGCAAGAAAUCCGGUCGCAUUGUUUGGAUUCUUGAUGCACAGGCGCAAGGUCGCAUCAUGUCCUCACUGUUGGCGGCGGAACGGGUCCAUGAGUUCGAGGAGGUUGAUAUCCAGGAUGAACAGGGACAGACGAGAAAGGGGACGGAAGUGCGUAACUGGGAAGCGCAGAAUGGAGCCCUGGCGUAUGUGGUUCGCUGGAUGGUGGGGGCUCAGCUGGAAGUAAAUUUUGAGGUGUGGUUGCAGGAUCUCAAGGAGUAUGUUGAGAAGCAGAGGAAGGCGCGGGAAUAA